AUGGUAAUAAACCAAGAUAUCAGGCGAGAAGAGAUUAUAUUCUCUCCUGUAUCGUAUACGAACGAAACCAUUUCUUCUGACAACGACACCACUUCAUUGACUGCCAUCAAGAGCGCUAGCAGUGUUAGCAGUGAACUUAUUUUUGGAUUUUUCAGUUAUUGGCACGAUGUCGAGUACAUGCCAUCUUCCCACAAGAAUGAAAAGGGAAUCAUCAACAUGGUGACAGAAAUCCCAAUGUACGUGGCUGCCAAGAUGGAAGUCGACAAGAGCACUCCCGGCAAUCCAAUCAUUCAAGUUUCCAACAAGGAUGGGUCUCCUCGCUAUUACACAUACGGCACAACGUUCUUCAACUACGGACUUGCUCCUCAAACGUGGGAAGAUCCUGAUUUGAAGACAGGCGGUUUUGGUGGUGACAAUGACCCGAUCGAUGUUAUGGAACUUGGAAGCACUCCAUUGAAGAUGGGAAGUGUGACACCUUGCCGUGUCUUGGGAUCCUUGGAAUUGAUCGAUGAAGGUGAAAUGGAUCACAAGAUUCUGUGCAUUGCUCUAUCGGAUCCCGACUCAUCUCGGAUUCACAAUAUGGACGAUUUGGAAACCAUCAAGCCUGGAACCAUUGCCAAGAUUGUUCAUUGGUGGAAGUAUUACAAGACGAGCGAUGGCAAGGCUGUAAACUCCUUGGGUUCGGAAACGCCUCGAACAGUGGAUCAAGCGUUGCAAGUGUUGGAAGAAGUCCACCAAAGAUGGCGCAGUCUUUGUGGAUUGGAUGGUACCCGCCGCACCGCUUUGAGCAGUCACACUGAUGGAUUUUGGUUGGCCAGUCGAGGAUGUCGGAAAUAG
Molecule: messenger RNA, 837 nt
Organism: Cylindrotheca closterium
Lineage: Eukaryota; Bacillariophyta; Bacillariophyceae; Bacillariales; Bacillariaceae
Source: the annotation of a GenBank genome assembly